This is a messenger RNA of Phytophthora sojae, 3109 nucleotides long. RefSeq lists its product as hypothetical. NCBI's taxonomy places the organism in Eukaryota, Oomycota, Peronosporomycetes, Peronosporales, Peronosporaceae. The transcript has a single exon. Bases 228 to 1370 code for a protein of 380 amino acids. The record is from RefSeq and is a predicted model, not a curated record.
GCUGUAGAUAUGUAGCCUAACAUGAGACGACGAGAGUUUGCCCUGUCCUGGUGGCGCCUCCGCUAUCCGUUUUUGACAUUGCGCCUGAAUUAGCGGAGACCGCCUCGAUCGUUUCACAACCGAAGCUGUACGGCUUGAUCCGGAGCGUCCCUCCGUCCGUGAGCGCUCAGUGGAGCAGUUUCGAGGCAAGCAAGCACUUAAGACUCGACGUGAUCCCAGCCGCGACAAUGGAGGCCAAGAGCGAGGACGACCGCCAGACCAUGCGCAAGCCCGCUUCCAAGGCGCAGGCCGACGAGGCCGACAUCAGCGCGGACGAGUCGGGAGCUCCGACACCCGAGGUCGUGGCGCUCCGUCACGGAUACAACCAGACGUACAUCGUCCGGUCCAGCAAGAACAACCUGCAUGAAGUUCUCUUCCGCUGUGGCAAUUGGUGCUACAGCGGGAAGGUCGACUUGGGCAGCGCCGACCUGGAGCUCGCCGACCUGCCGGUGGUCGUGCCGGCACUGCAGAAGCAGCAGGCGUCGCUGCAGUACCUCUGCGAGUGGAAGGCCAUGCCCGCGACGUCCCAGUACUCGACUCCUCUAGAGACUCUGUACGACGUGUACGACUUCAUCGGCGCUGAGCUCUCGAGCGAGCGCAUUGAGCGCAAACUGAUGAAAGCUGCAGAGGAACACUCGUGGGUGGACGGAGACGACGACAGCAACUCGCGGACCUUCUUCGAGCUGCAGAGCGGCGGCUACGAGUGCUUCGACGGCAUCGACAUCGUGGCGAGCAAGACAUUUGUGCGCGGUCUGGUGCUGCUAGUGAUCUACUACCAACGAAGCUUCUACGUCGUGCUGCAGGCGGCGGACGGCGAGCAGCCGCUCCUGGAUGUUCGCUUCCCGGAUCUGUCCGCCCAUUUGCAGGGCAUCCACUUGCAGACGUACCGCGACGACGACUGCAGCAACAUGAAGAAGCUCACGCUGUGGCAGGCUGCGAAUAUCGGAAAGCAUCAGAGCCCCCCGAAACCACUGAAGGUGCAGUGCAAGGACGUCAGUGGCGCAGGCUACAACCAAACCUUCCUCAUCCACCGUACUCCACGCGCUGAAGGGUCGACAAAUACUCCGAGUUUGCGCGAGGUUCUCUUCCGAUUCGGCAACUGGUGCUACAAUGGCCACGUUGAUCUAGGACCCAAGCUCGAAUUGUCCGACAUUCCGAUCAUCAUCCCCAUGCUGCGACGGCAGCAGAAUGCCCUGGUAAGUAGAUUCGUGGACCCCUUCAUCUUCGCGGCGACCUCACUCAUUGAGCAUUGUUGUGUCGACAGACCUUUAUGUGCGAAGUGUCCAAGAUGCCAGCGACGUCGCUAUUCACCCCGUCGAUGGAGCAUCUAGCCGAAAUCGUGCCGGCAAUGCAGGAGGAAAUGUCCAAGGCAGAGCAAUUCGUGCAAACCUUGGCGCGCACUGGCGGGUCCUUCGUCAACGGAUCAGGGAACGUUGGAAGCUGGCUCGAGGACGAUAACGUCGAGUGCUUCUUCGAGAUUGCUAUGGACAAGUGCGCUGCAUUCCAGGUGGGCUCUCGCUCGUAGUGGACUAUCAGCUAAAAGGUAGUGUGCGACUCACUCAUACGUUGUCCAUUGACCAUCCAGGACGUGGAGGCCAUUGCCAGCAAGAUUCACGUAGGUGGCGUAGUGCUUGUGCUGCUAUAUUACGACUACACGUUCUACGUCUACCUCGAGAAUGGCGAGGAAGAGCAGCCACUCCUAGACACCAACUUCCCGGACGUUUCUCUUCAGAAAGAGGGCAUUCAGCUGAAAACCUACCGCAACGGGGUGCGUGGGUGUGAAGAACUGCGACGCAUUAGUCUCUGGAAGGUUGAAGGCGACUAUGCGGACGAGGAAGAAGAUGCAGCAGCCGUCGACUGCAUCACUUCUCGUAACAAGGGCCAGUUCCGAGCUGAUUCCAAGGAGGAACACCGGCGCGAGGAAGACGUCAAGUCACCGGGAGAUUCAGAUGCAAAGGUGGCGAAGGAGAUGCAGCCACGAAAGUCUGCACUGCCGCACCACGUAGCUCCAUUGAAGCGACCCAGCGGUGCAACCACGACUCUCAAGGGCAUGCCUGAUCUUAAUAUGAAGGCACCAUGGGACGACACCGGGAAACCACUGGGAAUGCGUACGAGCAAGUAACUAAACCGUUGACCGCUAGCGCGACAGUAGUGCGCGCAAAUGAAGCACAACGAUAAGAUCUUGACACUUGAAGUCGUACCGCUUACCGAAUUGAUAAAUCGAACCCCUUCAUAGUUGGCAACUCCGAUAGUAGGAAAUACACUCAGCAUUCAAACCACCCUCCAGUAUUUCAGCUUAUCACGCAACCUCAAAAUUCGCCGUCAGCAACAGUAAGCCAGUCAGGAAUGCUGGUGCCUCCGGAGCUGCUGUACUCUUGCGAGGAAAUCGCCGAUGCCCGCGCGCUUUCGGUCGCCGCAUAGAUGGAACCUCCAACCCACGCUAGCACAUUCCGAGGGAAAUAGGUCUGAACAAGCUGUGCGCGGUCUACAGCAACUGAAGCAGAAGCGAACUCGUUAUCGUGAUGCAGCGACUCGCGAACCUCUGCCAUAAUACGCUGCGGCAAGCCUGGCAAGCAAGACGAAGCAAGAUAAAUUGGUCAGCACAUCGAUCCAUCUCCAAAAUAUCCAAAAUCUAAAUACCUGGAAUCAUUGCGGUUCCUCCAACGAACAGCAGAUUUUCCAGCAUGGCGGCCCUAACGUCAAGCGGGGUUUUCUUUAAAACUUGAACAAUGCCGUCAACAAUUGACGUUCCAUCCGUGCUUUCGUCGCCUGCGCGAGCAUAGGAAACAAGCAUUUAGAGCUAAUUGAUAGAUCGUCAGGGCAACGUAAGCACAGCAUACCUAGUAACAGUUGCUCCACAGCGCCUGUGCGCAGACUUCCGGGGACCUGUCGACCAAGCAAACACAUAACUUCACAAUUACCUUCUGCACAACCCAGGUAUUAUUUUUCUGCAGUCAAACGACCUGCAGAACGUUGUUGUCGUGGGUUUGGAACUUGGCGUCGACAACAUUUGGCAGUGGAUCCUACGAUGAUACCAAGUUACCCGUAAAACCAACUAUCACCACUGCAC